Messenger RNA from Eutrema salsugineum, 1653 nucleotides. RefSeq names its product vacuolar protein sorting-associated protein 36. Gene Ontology annotation, molecular function: phosphatidylinositol-3-phosphate binding; ubiquitin binding. Bases 161 to 1480 code for a protein of 439 amino acids. Lineage: Eukaryota; Viridiplantae; Streptophyta; Magnoliopsida; Brassicales; Brassicaceae. The record is from RefSeq and is a predicted model, not a curated record. The transcript has 8 exons. Gene Ontology annotation, cellular component: ESCRT II complex; late endosome membrane. Gene Ontology annotation, biological process: protein transport to vacuole involved in ubiquitin-dependent protein catabolic process via the multivesicular body sorting pathway.
AGGCAUCUGGUUUCGCUUUUCUCAACGUCGUCGCACCUCCAUCGUCGCCGGGAAGCUGUAUGAUCAAGCUUUGAUUGAAACUGGUCGACCGAUCUAUUGAAUUGGACUGGAGAGGAAUUGCAGCUAUAAGCUGUAUGAUCUGCUUUCUAAUUAGUUCUCCAUGGCCAGUGGAAGCAGCAUCGGAGUCGGUGGUUUAUUUGAGAACGCGGAGGUGACUACGAGUGGCAGACCCGUGCUUCGCCGCAAUGAGGUCGAGUGUUUCCUCCUCUCCUCCGUCGAUUUGGAUUCCGAAGAUGAUCCGCCGCGAUUCACCGCCUUGAAGUCCGGAAAUCUUAUCCUCACCACUCAUCGUCUCAUAUGGAUCCCUUCUCAGUCAAACGAAGCCGUUCCUUUUUUCAUUCCUCUUUCCGCAAUUACCCACAUCUUUUCCCAUAAGAAAUCCAUCAAGUCUAUGUUCCAUUCGCCCCGGAUCCGGUUCCAAGCGGACCCGGGUUCGGUAUUCGUGACCAUUGUCUUCAGGGGGAAAGGGGAUUUCGAUGGUUUCUUGACGAAAUUCUGGGAAUGUUGGAGAGGCAGGGCAUGGGAAGAGGAGGAGAAGAGCGAGAGCGAGACUUCCCGGUCCGGAGCUGGAACGGUUGCACAAGGAUUAUACGGAAACGAUGGAACGGUGAGGAUGGUGGGAUUGGCUGGGAUACUGAGGAAGGAGCAAGAACAGUGGGAGAGCACAGACAAGAGCUUGCAGGAUGCUUUUCAGGAUUUGAAUGCUCUUAUGAGCAAGGCUAAAGAGAUGGUGAGUCUGGCAGAAAAAAUGCGGCAAAAGCUCUUGUCUGCUCCUAGUAGUCAGAACGGAUCAACUGAUGAUGAAGAAAUGGGGUCCAAAGAAGAAAUGCAACAAUGGAUGUUGAGUGUUGGUAUUAUCUCCCCGGUUACAAAAGAAUCUGCUGGCGCCUUGUACCAUCAAGAAUUGUCCCGCCAGUUGGCAGAUUUUGUCAGAAUCCGAUUAGAACAAGCUGGGGGGAUGAUCAGCCUUACCGAUAUGUAUUACCACUUCAAUCGUGCUCGUGGGACAGAGUUGAUUUCUCCAGACGAUUUGUGGAAAGCUUGUACCCUCUGGGAGAAAGUUGAUGUUCCAGUAAUGCUGCGGAAGUUUGAUAGCGGUGUGAUGGUCAUCCAAAACAAGUCCCAUAGUGACGAGGAGGUUAUGAGUAGAAUCAGAAUGCUUGUGACUAAAACCGAAACUCUAAGAACUGGAGUCACUGCUAGUGAUGCAGCUUUGACACUGAAAAUUGCUCCAGCCAUGGCCAAGGAACAUCUACUAACUGCAGAGACCAAAGGUUUGCUGUGUAGAGACAUGAGCCCAGACGGGCUUCGAUUCUAUUUCAACCUGUUUCCCGAGAUCGAUCCGACCAACCUCCAUUUAGUUAAGGACUUCGGGACCUACGGUGAAUGGGUCAAAGCGACUAGUUUGUUGGCCGUAUGACACCCAAAAUCGCCAAUAACUUAUGUAUUUUUUGGUGGGCAAAGUUGAAUAUAAUUUUGGUUUGUGGGAAUCUUUAGGUGUGAAUGUAUUACCGGUUUGAGUUUGUAACAAAAUGUCUCUUCAAAUAUUGUUUUUCAAAUAAAAAUAUUAAUAGGAUUUGAGAACUUUGAGAA